Austrofundulus limnaeus is the source of this 2433-nucleotide messenger RNA. Its product is annotated as kelch-like protein 10. Gene Ontology annotation, molecular function: protein binding. The coding region runs from base 635 to 2392 and encodes 585 amino acids. The record is from RefSeq and is a predicted model, not a curated record. The transcript is spliced from 8 exons. Lineage: Eukaryota; Metazoa; Chordata; Actinopteri; Cyprinodontiformes; Rivulidae.
CCAGCCAAUGAUUCACUUCUUUGAAUCAGGUACCAAAGCAGUGACGUAAGUUCACCACUUUCGAAGCUUCGGACGUCACUGAUCACGUGACUUUUACCAAACGAAUCAAGCUCCGACACAGUGCUUCUGAAACAGUGUGUUGUUUUUUUUAAUACAUGCGCCGAAGCUUCAGCUUCAAACUGCCCAUCACUAAUGGCUGGCUAUUUUUGCUGCUGCCCAGUUGUACUGGGAAGUGGGAAUUUUCCACUCACAAAUCAUAAUUUUAAAGUCUGAAAGUGGAAAAGUUCAGAAUUCAAGAUGGCAGCUACUCACCACAACUCAUCACCGUGACCUCCACGUCCUCCCCCCCGCCCCCCAACUUUGGCUGGAGGUCAAUUAGUCACCGCGCAGGAGCUGCGCCGGGCGUCCCUUGUGAAUCUCCCCCCGACAACCACGGGCCAGAAAAAAAUGAGUCAAUUACCACGAUGGUGCCAGGUGAUGGAUUUCUUGCUCACGAGUGGAGUGCAGGAACGUUUCACCCAACUGGAAAGAGUGCUCAAGUCUGCAAAACACCAGGAAAUGGCAAGUGAGGAAAUUAACAGAGUUGACCUGACCGUGGAGACAAACCUGAGGAAAACCGUCCAAUAAGUUCAAGAUGAGCAGACAAGACGAGCCUUCAGUUAACCCGGUGCUCGAAGAACUCCGCUUGGAGGACAGCCUCACCGACGCCGUGCUCAAAGUGGAUGACGUGGAGUUUCCAGUCCACAAGGUUGUCCUGUGUAUGCACACAGAAUACUUUCGAGCUUUCUUCACACGGUGGUCCAAACCAGAGCAAACGGUUUUCCCCAUAUCAGGGUUGUCUCCAGACACCAUGCGGCGGAUCCUGGAUUUCAUGUACACCGGCUCCAUGUCCAUCACGGAGACCAACGCACACGAAACCAUGAUAGCAGCUGAUCGGUUUAACAUGAUGGGAGUGAUGCAGGCCUGCUACGAGUUCUUCAUAGGGCUGCUGAACCCAAACAACUGCGUUGGCAUCUGGAAGUUCACCAAUGUCGUUUGUCACCCCGAGCUGCGCUGCAAGGCCUUUUGCUGCAUCCUGGAGCAAUUCAAGGAGGUGGUUAACUGCGACGAAUUCUCGCUACUCACUGAGGAGGAACUGGCUAACAUCAUCGAGAGAGAUGAUCUCAAUGUCCAAAAAGAGAGCGUCAUUUUUGAGGCUGUUCUUAAAUGGAUUGCUGACAAACCUGAAGACCGAGAGAGGCACUUCUCUGCUCUCUUCACCAAGAUCCGACUGACUCGGAUGGAUGUGGAGUACAUCAGGACCACAGUGAUCUCCAACAACCUUGUCCUGAGAAGUAAAAAGUGCAAAUCCAUCGUCAACACCAUCAUUGCUAAAAACAUUCAUCGACCUGUCUCAUUGAGGAGACGCAUAGCCUACACCUCUGUUCCCAUGGACCGCCCCCGCAUGCCUAGUGCCAUCCUCCUGGCCAUCGGAGGCUGGAGCGGUAACAAUCCAACCAACGCCAUCGAAGCGUACGACAUCCGCGCUGACAACUGGAUCAACGUGACAGACGAUUUCGAGCAACCCCGCGCCUAUCAUGGAACCGCUUUCCUCAAUGGCUAUGUCUACUGCGUCGGCGGCUUCGACAGGCUGGAGCACUUCAACAACGUCCGCAGAUUUGACCCCGUCACACGCACCUGGCUGGAGGUGUCACCCAUGUACUUUCGCCGCUGCUAUGUGAGCGUCACUGUGCUGAACGGGCGGAUCUACGCAAUGGGAGGCUUCGACGGACAAACACGACUCAACACUGCGGAAUGCUAUUCCCCCGAGACCAACCAGUGGAGCCUCAUUGAACCGAUGAAUGAGCAAAGGAGUGAUGCAAGCUGCACGACCUUUCAGGACAGGAUUUACAUCUGUGGUGGAUUCAAUGGUCUGAUGUGCCUGCAAACAGCUGAGUUUUACACACCAGAGAGCAACCAAUGGACAGCGAUUGCCCCCAUGAACGUUACGCGCAGUGGAUUAGGAGUUAUUGCAUGUGAAGGCCACAUUUAUGCAAUUGGUGGUUUUGAUGGCCACUUCCGUCAGGACACUGCUGAGGCCUACAAUCCUCGGACUAACGUCUGGAUGAAUGUGGCCUCCAUGAACACCCCCCGCAGCAACUUCGGCAUUGAGGUGGUUGAAGGCUGCAUCUUUGUUGUGGGGGGCUUCAACGGUGUCUCCACCACCUUCAAUGUGGAGUUCUAUGAUGCUGCAACCAACACAUGGACAAACGCUCAGGACAUGGAGAUCUUCCGGAGCGCCGUUAGCUGCUGCACGAUAUCCAGACUCCCCAACUUGAUGGAAUACUCUGCAGCUCAUCAGCCCCAGGUGGAAGAACUGGAAGAGUACAUGGAGUCAGACAGUUCCCACUGAAAACUCAUGAGCCACCACCUAACACAUGGUUGACUUAAACA